AUGGUUAUCGGAACCCCCUCCUGUCAAGCCUACUCUCCUGAAAUACACAAUCCAUUUGGCUACCGACCAUCCCUCGCCGCAGGAAUCGUCUUCCUCAUCCUAUUCUUCCUCUCAGCAUGCACCCAUUUAUUCCAAGCAAUCCGCUACAGAAAGUGGUGGCUUUCCCUCUUUGUUCUAGGAGCCGGUUGUGAAUGCUUAGGCUGGAUCGCACGAACAGCUGCUUGGAAGUGCUCGUACUCAUCUGAUCUUUUCAGCAUGCAAAUUGCGAUCCUGAUCUUCUCUCCCGCUUUCACGACUGCAGGAAUCUACAUCAUCCUCUUCCGUAUGAUCCCGAUCUUGGGCAAACACAGCUCGCCAUUCCCGCCGAAACUAUGUCUCUUGCUCUGCCUUGGCAUCGAUAUCGUAUCUCUGAGCUUGCAAGCAGCUGGUGGUGGCUUGGCAGCUCAGUCGUUCCACAAAGCCACCGAUACACGACCUGGGACAUAUACCAUGGUAGCCGGGAUCCUGUUCCAGCUCGCGUCAACGAUCAGUUAUUCCAUCCUCAUGAGCAUCGUCUUCGUGCGCGGAUUUGCGGGCAUCAAGGACAACAAGCCGUUGAGGUGGCUUAGCGGGGCCAUGGUUCUCGCUAUCGUGUGUAUGAUUACGAGAGGUGUGUAUCGCAGCAUCGAGCUGUUGCAGGGCUGGAGAGGAUUCUUGAAUACGCAUCAGGUCUACAUAAUUGCUUUGGAUGGUGCAUUGAUGGUCAUUGCUGUUGUGGCGUUGAAUGUCUGCAACCCGGAAAGGCUCCUGAAGCAGGCGAGAGAGGAAAUCGAGUUGGCGAAUCCCUUGGUGAAAGAGCCGAGCUCUAAGGAGACUAAAGUCCGCACUAUCGAGAGCUCUGAUAUCGUUUGA
Messenger RNA from Lachnellula hyalina, 891 nucleotides. Its product is annotated as Sphingoid long-chain base transporter. Lineage: Eukaryota; Fungi; Ascomycota; Leotiomycetes; Helotiales; Lachnaceae. Gene Ontology annotation, cellular component: fungal-type vacuole; plasma membrane. The record is from RefSeq and is a predicted model, not a curated record. The transcript is spliced from 2 exons. Bases 1 to 891 code for a protein of 296 amino acids.